Anopheles cruzii is the source of this 1467-nucleotide messenger RNA. Its product is annotated as terminal uridylyltransferase Tailor-like. The record is from RefSeq and is a predicted model, not a curated record. Lineage: Eukaryota; Metazoa; Arthropoda; Insecta; Diptera; Culicidae. Gene Ontology annotation, molecular function: poly(A) RNA polymerase activity. The transcript is spliced from 3 exons. Bases 1 to 1143 code for a protein of 380 amino acids. Gene Ontology annotation, biological process: mitochondrial mRNA polyadenylation.
AUGAAACUGCCGCCAGAAAGGCCGUCUGCAGUGGGGCCAAAAUAUUUGGAACAGAAUUGCAUUCCUAAAAACAUGGAAUAUCUUUCGAAAAAGGUGAAAACAUUUUUGAGUAAGGAUGCGAACGAAGUGGCGAGAAAACUCCACUUCGAGAGCUAUUACAUCCAGCAAGACCAGAGAAACGUAAUGGUUAUGAUGGACCUAACGCGCGCGCUGCAACCGUACUUUCCGCUCACGAAAUGCUACCUUUUCGGUUCGCGGACCUUCGGUACGGCCAGCUUUGAGAGCGACAUUGACAUUUUUACCGAUCUGGAAAAUAACUACUGCGGAAGGAAGGGAAAUACUGCUAAACUUGAUCCUCGGAAAUCGGUUCAGUUGAUUGCCGCACUUCUGGAGCGAAAUCCAUUAUGGCGGAUUCUGUGUGUAACAACCUCAGCGCGCAUUCCGCUGUUGCAAGUGAUUCAUAAGUCGUGUAAUCUAAAAUGUGACAUUUCGUUCACAAGUGGCCUGGCACAUUGCAAUUCCUCACUGCUAAAUUACCUGUUCGAUUUGCAGCCCAAUUGUCGGGCUCUGGUGUGCUACAUUAAAAAUUGGAACAGCGACUCGAGCCUCACAGGGUAUGCCAUCGCGCUGAUGGCUGUGUUCUUCUUUCAAUGUUACAACCUAUUGCCCUCUGUUCAUCGUUUGCAAAAUGAUUUGCGCGCAGCAAGAAACAUUGAUGACUGGAAUGCUGGAUUUACCACGCACACAUUAACGCAGCUGGGAAUACCGCCGUGCACCGUGCCGAUCAGCACAUUAACGAAACAGUUUUUUGCCUUCUACGGUGACCAGGGCCCAAACUUCUCGCUGGAAACGGACGUUGUCUGUCCAUUUCUGGGGCGUUGCGGCAUAAAGAAAAGCAUGUUCCACGCCACGGAUGCAUCAGAAAUACCCAAAGAAAUGCAUCGCCUGCGUUCUUACACGUGCGAACAUAAAAAUGACCCCAACCGGCUAAAUUUGUUCGCGUACGACCGACCGUUCGUUAUCCAGGAUCCAUUCGAGCUGUGCCAUAAUGUAGCGAAAGGUCUGAACGAGUGCCAAGCUGCAAAAUAUCUGCGAAAGUUUCACCAGUGCAGUAUUUUCCAACCUUCGUUGAACGACCUGUAGGUAUCUUGCCUUGAUUGGGCUCCUUCUGAUCCCAUGACAAAAAAUAGGGUCUGCACAUGCGGCGCAGACCUCUCUAUCGGAGCGUCUUCCAAUCUUUACCAAAAACUUGUGUACAUUUUCGACACAAUUUUACUGUGCGUGAAUUAGAAACGAGUUAAGUUAAAAUACGAAUAUUUUAUCAAUUAUUAGACGUAUGAGACACUUUUGCCUCGAUUGUUUCAUGUUGAAAGUGAUGUCGAGUGCAGCCUUUUUAAUUUUACUUUACAUAAAAAUAGUGAUAACACGCUAAGAUUUGCACAAAUAAAACUCGAAUGUGGCCAAAGC